Molecule: messenger RNA, 3483 nt
Organism: Melozone crissalis (California towhee)
Lineage: Eukaryota; Metazoa; Chordata; Aves; Passeriformes; Passerellidae
Exons: 25
Coding region: 1-3483 (1160 amino acids)
Biological process (GO): regulation of cell population proliferation
Source: RefSeq, a predicted model, not a curated record
AUGAUGGCCUUCUUGCCAGGCAUCUCCUCUUUUGAGAGGGCGCAGAUGCUGAAAGAGAUCGAUGAUAGAGCAGAGCUUUCCAUCCAGGCCCUUGAGCAUCAAUUUCCUCAGGCCACUGCUCUAACUCAGCAGAUUCCCAGCGGCAUCUUCAACCACACUCAAGUCAUCAUUGGUGGCCACUCCCAAAUUGUGACCAUCAACAGGCAAUGGCGUGUGGCCGUCAUUGAGCAAAGGAGCUUCAGCGGGUCCUGGAAAACCAUCUGGAACUACAACACGGGUGUCAUUGCAACCAAAGUCAGGCAACAGAACGCCUGCUACAUUUCCAUCAUGAACAGAAAUGAGAUGCCUCGCUUUGAUAACCUGGCCCACCUGGCACAAGAGAGCAGGAACCUGAUUGGUGGUUUUGGAAGACCGAACAAGAGGAUCACCUUUGUCACCAAUGGACUGGUCAGCAACCUCAACUCCUAUGGAAUAGACAUCACGGCUAUGUGCAGCGGAGUCACCACCUACAUGGCUUACGAAGUUACCACUUUCCAAGGACCCCAGGUGACUCUGGGAUCAUGCAUUACCCUGGAUGUCCUGAGUGCUGUCGAGCUGAAGUACUGCAAUAGCAAUGGCAGUACUCAGCAGAUUCCCAGCGGCAUCUUCAAUCACACUCAGGUCAUCAUUGGUGGCCACUCCCAAAUUGUGACCAUCAACAGGCAAUGGCGUGUGGCCGUCAUUGAGCAAAGGAACAUCAGCGGGUCCUGGAAAACCAUCUGGAACUACAACACGGGUGUCAUUGCAACCAAAGUCAGGCAACAGAACGCCUGCUUCAUUUCCAUCAUGAACAGAAGCGAGAUGCCCCGCUUUGAUAACCUGGCCCGCCUGGCACAAGAGAGCAGGAACCUGAUUGGCAUUUUUGGAAGACACACCAAGAAGAUCACCUUUGUCACCAAUGGACUGGUCAACAACCUCUACUCCUACGGAACUGAGAUUGCGGCUAUGUGCAGCGGAGUCACCACCUACAUGGCUACCGAAGUUCACACUUUCCAAGGCCCCCAGGUGAAUCUGGGAUCAUGCAUUACCCUGGAUGUCCUGAGAGUUGUCGAGCUGCAGUACUGCAGUAGCAAUGGCAACUGGAACAACCACGGCAUCUUCAACAACACUCAAGUCAUCAUUGGUGGCCACUCCCAAAUUGUGACCAUCAACAGGCAAUGGCGUGUGGCCGUCAUUGAGCAAAGGAGCUUCAGUGGGUCCUGGAAAACCAUCUGGAACUACAACACGGGUGUCAUUGCAACCAAAGUCAGGCAACAGAACGCCUGCUACAUUUCCAUCAUGAACAGAAAUGAGAUGCCUCGCUUUGAUAACCUGGCCCACCUGGCACAAGAGAGCAGGAACCUGAUUGGUGGUUUUGGAAGACCGAACAAGAGGAUCACCUUUGUCACCAAUGGAUUGGUCAGCAACCUCAACUCCUAUGGAAUAGACAUCACGGCUAUGUGCAGCGGAGUCACCACCUACAUGGCUUACGAAGUUACCACUUUCCAAGGACCCCAGGUGACUCUGGGAUCAUGCAUUACCCUGGAUGUCCUGAGUGCUGUCGAGCUGAAGUACUGCAAUAGCAAUGGCAGUACUCAGCAGAUUCCCAGCGGCAUCUUCAAUCACACUCAGGUCAUCAUUGGUGGCCACUCCCAAAUUGUGACCAUCAACAGGCAAUGGCGUGUGGCCGUCAUUGAGCAAAGGAACAUCAGCGGGUCCUGGAAAACCAUCUGGAACUACAACACGGGUGUCAUUGCAACCAAAGUCAGGCAACAGAACGCCUGCUUCAUUUCCAUCAUGAACAGAAGCGAGAUGCCCCGCUUUGAUAACCUGGCCCGCCUGGCACAAGAGAGCAGGAACCUGAUUGGCAUUUUUGGAAGACACACCAAGAAGAUCACCUUUGUCACCAAUGGACUGGUCAACAACCUCUACUCCUACGGAACUGAGAUUGCGGCUAUGUGCAGCGGAGUCACCACCUACAUGGCUACCGAAGUUCACACUUUCCAAGGCCCCCAGGUGAAUCUGGGAUCAUGCAUUACCCUGGAUGUCCUGAGAGUUGUCGAGCUGCAGUACUGCAGUAGCAAUGGCAACUGGAACAACCACGGCAUCUUCAACAACACUCAAGUCAUCAUUGGUGGCCACUCCCAAAUUGUGACCAUCAACAGGCAAUGGCGUGUGGCCGUCAUUGAGCAAAGGAGCUUCAGUGGGUCCUGGAAAACCAUCUGGAACUACAACACGGGUGUCAUUGCAACCAAAGUCAGGCAACAGAACGCCUGCUACAUUUCCAUCAUGAACAGAAAUGAGAUGCCUCGCUUUGAUAACCUGGCCCACCUGGCACAAGAGAGCAGGAACCUGAUUGGUGGUUUUGGAAGACCGAACAAGAGGAUCACCUUUGUCACCAAUGGACUGGUCAGCAACCUCAACUCCUAUGGAAUAGACAUCACGGCUAUGUGCAGCGGAGUCACCACCUACAUGGCUUACGAAGUUACCACUUUCCAAGGACCCCAGGUGACUCUGGGAUCAUGCAUUACCCUGGAUGUCCUGAGUGCUGUCGAGCUGAAGUACUGCAAUAGCAAUGGCAGUACUCAGCAGAUUCCCAGCGGCAUCUUCAAUCACACUCAGGUCAUCAUUGGUGGCCACUCCCAAAUUGUGACCAUCAACAGGCAAUGGCGUGUGGCCGUCAUUGAGCAAAGGAACAUCAGCGGGUCCUGGAAAACCAUCUGGAACUACAACACGGGUGUCAUUGCAACCAAAGUCAGGCAACAGAACGCCUGCUUCAUUUCCAUCAUGAACAGAAGCGAGAUGCCCCGCUUUGAUAACCUGGCCCGCCUGGCACAAGAGAGCAGGAACCUGAUUGGCAUUUUUGGAAGACACACCAAGAAGAUCACCUUUGUCACCAAUGGACUGGUCAACAACCUCUACUCCUACGGAACUGAGAUUGCGGCUAUGUGCAGCGGAGUCACCACCUACAUGGCUACCGAAGUUCACAGCCCCCAGGUGAAUCUGGGAUCAUGCAUAACCCUGGAUGUCCUGAGAGUUGUCGAGCUGCAGUACUGCAGUAGCAAUGGCAACUGGAACAACCAGUGGAACAACCAGUGGAACAACCAGUGGAAUGGCAACUGGAACCACCAUUGGAACAACCAGUGGAACAACCAGUGGAAUGGCAACUGGAAUCACCAUUGGAACAACCAGUGGAAUGGCAACUGGAACAACAACUGGAACAACCAGUGGAACAACCAGUGGAAUGGCAACUGGACCAACCAGUGGGACAACCAGUGGAACAACCAGUGGAAUGGCAACUGGAACAACAACUGGAACAACCAGUGGAAUGGCAACUGGAACAACCAGUGGAACAACAAUUGGAAUGGCAUUGGCAACAACAACUGGAACAACAAUUGGAAUGGCAAUUGGAACGGCAACUGGAACGGCAAUUGGAACAACAAUUUCCCGGUGAGAACACCUUAA